AUGAUCUAAGAUAAAAUAAAAAUCAGAGGUUGUUGGUACAUUAAUAGAAAUUGGACAAUACAAAAACAAAUUUUGGCAAUAUCUUUCAUUAUCUCAACUUUAAUUUUUCUGAUUCUUUUAGUGAUCAUUUGGACAAGUCAAAGCUAAAUUUAAGAAUUUCUAAAGGUUACCUCCCAAGAAAUGUUCAUGAGAUAGACUUCUCAAUAAAUCAAUAAUAUUUGGAUAUAAUAACGCGGCCUGGAAUAAAUGAUUCUUUAGACUAAAUAACAAGUAGUAACAACCAGAGCUAUUUACAAAUAACUGGAUUAUCUAAUUAAUAACUCCAAUAAGAGUGUUAAAUUUGAGUAUCCGCACAUGUGCUUAAAUAACAUUUCUGCUCUUGAUUCCUAUUGCUUUUCAUCUUCCACAACAUGUGGAAUAUUUGGAGAAUAGGAACCUGAAAAAGAGUAUGAAGAAACUCAAAGCUUAAUUGCAACAACUUUUAUUUUAACAUCUUUUCGUGUAGCUCUUGAUCAUACAUUUAGCGCACCACUCUAUUAUUUCUCAGAUAAUGACCUCUUAUUCUUCUGUAUAACAGCGGGAGGCUUGUUUCCUAAUUCCUUUAAACCAAAUGAAAGACCAUACUAUCUAGAAUUUUUUAAUUUUACUAGUCAAGAUACAGCUGUGGAUAGAGUGUAUUUUGCAAGUCCUUACAAGAUUAUUGCCGGUUAUAUAAGAAUUCCCAUGAUUACUUCCUUGGUCAAUGGCAAUGAUCGAAUUGUAGGCAUGGUAGCAAAAGAUAUUGAUUUUGGCUAUGCCUCAAUUGCGCAAAGCAAAAAUACUAAUACAGUUCUCUAUGUUAUCGAUAUUGAAGGCAAAAUCUAUUACUCCAUCAUCUAUAACUAGAUAAAUCUAACAGUUUACUACUUUAAUGAAACAUAAGUAACUGGAUUUAAUUAAACUGAUUUUGAAUAAUUGAUGAAUCAACAUAAUAAUAAGCCUUUUCAGAAUGAUUGUCCGCUCAUUUAAAGUGACAUCAUUUUGUGCAGAUUUAACUAAAAAACAAAAUAAAACUAAAUAAUAAAGUCUUCUUAAAUACAAGGAUCUAAUUUAAUUUUAGUAGUUUUGGUGGAGACAAACAAUAUCAUCGAAUAAUAUGAUAAUAACUUAUAAUUGAUAAAUCAAUCUUAAAUUUAAGUAUCUCAAUCGAUCCUUAUUUAUUUAGUGGUAUAUCCCAUAGGAAUCAUUUUUCUAAGUAAUAUUCUUAUAUACAUGUUAUUUCGAUAAUUUAAUUAACUCCUUAAUCUCAUUAACUAAAAGGUUUAUUCUAAUAGAAAGGACCUUGCUCUGGCUUAAUUUCAAUAGGAAAAUCAAUUUUUCAAAUCAUGUGCUGUUACAGAGUUAAUUGAAGCAUGCAUUCGAAAAUUCCAUAAUUUAGAAUCUUAUGGUAAGUCAACCACUUGCAUAAUUCAAGAAAACCUUAACUACCCGAAAUAUACUCAUACUUAAAUGAAAUUUUAAUAAAACCUUGUUCUGAUUAUGAAAAUUUCUAAUCUAAAACUUAUUAAUGAACAAGAAACAAAAAAUACUAUUUUCAACAACAUAAAUAAUUUUAGAGGUAAACAAAAAUUAUGA
This is a messenger RNA of Paramecium octaurelia, 1614 nucleotides long. Lineage: Eukaryota; Ciliophora; Oligohymenophorea; Peniculida; Parameciidae. The record is from the annotation of a GenBank genome assembly.